CCGCAGGAGACUUCCGGUUACUAGGGCAAUCUACCGGAAGCGUCAGGUUCGGUGUAUGUUUCCGCGUCUUCCGCGGAGCGGGUGUUCAGGGCCGGCAGCCUUGAGCUAGAUGUCGUCCCCGCAGGCCCCAGAAGAUGGGCAGGGCUGUGGCGACCGCGGCGAUCCCCCUAGGGACCUCCGUAGCGUCUUGGUCACGACCGUGCUCAACCUCGAGCCGCUGGACGAGGAUCUCUUCAGAGGAAGGCAUUACUGGGUACCGGCCAAGAGGCUGUUUGGCGGUCAGAUCGUGGGCCAGGCACUGGUGGCUGCAGCCAAGUCUGUGAGUGAAGACGUCCACGUGCACUCCCUGCACUGCUACUUUGUUCGGGCAGGGGACCCAAACGUGCCAGUACUGUACCAAGUGGAGCGGACACGAACAGGGUCGAGCUUCUCGGUGCGCUCUGUGAAGGCCGUGCAACAUGGGAAGCCCAUCUUCAUCUGCCAGGCCUCCUUCCAGCAGGCCCAGCCCAGCCCCAUGCAGCACCAGUUCUCCAUGCCCACUGUGCCACCACCAGAAGAGCUGCUUGACUGUGAGACCCUCAUUGACCAGUAUUUAAGGGACCCUAACCUCCAAAAGAGGUACCCAGUGGCGCUCAACCGAAUUGCUGCUCAGGAGGUCCCCAUUGAGAUCAAGCCAAUAAACCCAUCCCCCCUGAGCCAGCUGCAGAGAAUGGAGCCCAAACAGAUGUUCUGGGUGCGAGCCCGGGGCUAUAUUGGCGAGGGUGACAUGAAGAUGCACUGCUGCGUGGCCGCCUAUAUCUCCGACUAUGCCUUCUUGGGCACUGCAGUGCUGCCUCACCAGUGGCAGCACAAGGUGCACUUCAUGGUCUCAUUGGACCAUUCCAUGUGGUUCCACACCCCCUUCCGAGCUGACCACUGGAUGCUCUAUGAGUGCGAGAGCCCCUGGGCUGGCUUUCGCAUCUUCAUCUUCAAAAUGAGAGGGUGAGGCUGGGACACCUGCUCUGCUCUAAAUUGCUAGAAUGUGCUGGGAAUGUGAUUCACCUUCUCCCAGGGACCCAGUUCUAGUCCCAGAACCAGUUCAGAUUCUUUUUAUUACAAUAGGCAAAUCGUGUCUUCCGUCUGAGCCUGUUUCCUCAUCUAAACAAAGAGGGUUACAUUACAGCAAUGGUAUCCAAACCCGGCAGCCCAUCAGACUGCCAUUUGGGGACGCCUUUUCAAAAUAGAUUCUGAUUCCACCCUCAAGAUUCUGACUCAGUAGGUCUUGGAUAAGGUCCAGGAAACUGUAUGUUUAAGUUCUCUAAGUGACUCUGAUUAACCUGAUUGGGGUUGGAGCAUUCAGUAGUCCCUAAGGGCCUCACGGCUUGGACAUUCCUUGCAGGGGAGAUAGAGAAACAAGACUCAUUCAUCAAUGUCUAGCUUCAGAACCCUGACCUCCUUUCCAAGGGAGUACAUUUCAAAUGAAGAAAGGCUUUGCUCGAUAAACCAAGGGAAAAACUUAAGGACUCGUUAUACUCAGAUAAGGGGUACUCUCACGUACCAAUAGCAUCCCAAUCCAAGAUUGAUAACCUUGAAGUGAGGAUGUGGGUUCAGAUUUGGCCUCAUGAUGGAACCAAAUUCCUGACCCUCUCUGGAUUUCAGUCCUGGUCUGGAAAACUGCACAACACAUAACUGCUUCCUUUGGCUACUGUGAGAACUGAGUGAGCUCUGCUAUGUGUAAGGGAAACCAGCAAUCAUCCUCAUAAACAUCAGACUCAGGCCCAAAGCCAGCAAGGGAGCAAGAAUCUCCAGGUGGGGAGGGAAGAGGCCAGACCUCGUGGCUUUAAUUCCUCUGCUGAGCCCCUUCUUCCCCUUGGUGGUGGUAGUGGGGAUAUUUUUCAGGAAUCACCACUUGGAGGAUCUGGCUUGAUUUAUUAUACAGGGAGCCAAUAGGUUUCCUAACACGAGUGGCCAGAGGGAUAGCAGUUCUGCUUGGCCAAGCAGUUGAAGGAGACUGUUCUGAGAGCUCCUCCCUCCGUGAUCUUUUUGAGGAAGCGAGCAGAGGUGUGAAAGUGCUUUUAAACUAUCAAGUGGGGUUCCUGUGGGAGGAGUUACCCCUCAAUGAUGGUCCAUAAUAAGAUCAAGAAGGGGCAUUUGGAGCAGCCAUGACACUCAGCACACCCUUGUGUGGGGCAGCCCUGCCCUGGGCCAGACCCUUUUCAAGAAGUCCACUUGGAGGUCGGGCGUGGUGCUGUGCUAAGCCUGUAAUCCCAGCUGCUCAGGAGGCUGAGGUGGGAGGAUCCCUUGAACCCAGGAGCUUGAGACCAGCCUGGGCAACAUAGACUCUGUUUCAGAAAAAAAGAAGUGCAUUUGGCUGUUCUGAAGCAGGCCAUCCUCACCUUUCACCUCACCCACAGGUGGCUCUCGGGGGCUGGUCCAUGGGCGGCUGUGGCGUCAGGAUGGAGUCCUAGCUGUGACCUGUGCCCAGGAGGGCGUGAUCCGUGUGAAGCCCCAGGUCUCAGAGAGCAAGCUGUAGCCAGAGGUACCAGCUUGGCCUGGGGCUUCAAGAACCUCCCAUCUAUCCCCAUUCCUGAGACAGCAGUUACAGUCCCUUUUGGCCCUCACAUCCAAUAAAGAGACUGAUACCACUGGA
This is a messenger RNA of Macaca mulatta (Rhesus monkey), 2629 nucleotides long. It is a transcript of the gene ACOT8, whose product is annotated as acyl-CoA thioesterase 8. The record is from RefSeq and is a predicted model, not a curated record. Gene Ontology annotation, molecular function: fatty acyl-CoA hydrolase activity. Gene Ontology annotation, cellular component: peroxisomal matrix. Gene Ontology annotation, biological process: acyl-CoA metabolic process; fatty acid catabolic process. NCBI's taxonomy places the organism in Eukaryota, Metazoa, Chordata, Mammalia, Primates, Cercopithecidae.